AUGGCCGCGGCGGCGGCCCAGCGCAGCGGGCAGUCGGGGGAGCCGCGCGCGCUCGGCCGGGCGGUGAGGCUGCUGCAGCGCCUGGGAGAGCAAUGCGAGGACCCCCGGCUGAGCCUGAGCCCGCCCUCGCUACGGGACCUGCUGCCCCGCACGGCGCAGUUACUGCGAGAGGUGGCCAAAGCCCGGCGGGCAGCCGGCGGAGGCGGCCCCGCCGGAGACUUCCUCGUCGUCUACCUGGCCAACCUGGAGGCCAAGGGCAGGCAGGUGGCGGCCCUGCUGCCGCCCCGGGGUCGGAAGGGAGCCAACGACGUGCUCUUCCGGGAGGGUUCCAGACUCAGGCGGCAGCUGGCCAAACUGGCCCUCAUCUUCAGCCACAUGCACGCCGAGCUGCACGCGCUGUUCCCUGGGGGCGAGUACCGCGGCCACGAGUACCAGCUCGCCAAGGCCCCGGCCCAGGCCCUGUGGAGGGCGCACUGCGGAGCCCGGUGCGUGCUGCCCUGGGCCGAGUUCGAGUCGCUGCUGGGCACCUGCCACCCCGUGGACCCCGGCCCCACCGCGCUGGCCCUGCGCUCCACCGUCGACCUCACCUGCAGCGGCCACGUGUCCAUCUUCGAGUUUGACAUCUUCACCAGGCUCUUCCAGCCGUGGCCGACCUUGCUCAAGAACUGGCAGCUGCUGGCCGUCAACCACCCGGGCUACAUGGCCUUCCUCACAUACGACGAGGUGCAGAGGCGCCUGCAGGCCUGCAGGGACAAGCCUGGCAGCUACAUCUUCCGGCCGAGCUGCACGCGCCUGGGGCAGUGGGCCAUCGGCUACGUGAGCUCCGACGGCAGCGUCGUGCAGACCAUCCCCCCCAACAAGCCGCUGUUCCGGGUGCUGCUCAAAGGACAGAAGGAAGGCCUCUACCUCUACCCAGACGGGAGAAACCACAACCCUGACCUGAGCGAGCUGUGCCAGACGGAGCCCCACCAGCGCAUCCACGUGUCCCAGGAGCAGCUGCAGCUGUACUGGGCCAUGGACUCCACCUUCGAACUCUGCAAGAUCUGUGCAGAGAGGAACAAGGACGUGCGGAUCGAGCCGUGCGGGCACCUGCUAUGUAGCCACUGCCUGGGCGCCUGGCAGCACUCGGACAGCCGCACCUGCCCCUUCUGCCGCUGUGAGAUCCAGGGCCGAGAAGCCAUCAGCAUCUACCAGCCCUCAGGGGAGCCGGCCGCCCAGGGGGCCCAGGGGGACAGCAGCAGCCCGGAAGACAGCGAGCCGGAGCCAGAGCCGGAGCCAGAGCUGGAGGUGGUGGCCCCCUCCGCCCCGCCACUCCCUCCUCGGCUGGGCCCAUCCCCCAGGAGACCCACAAGUGAAGGCGGGCUGACCGUGGCACCCCCGGCCCUCCCCAGACUGCGGCCCCCGCUCCCCUUGCCAAGGACGACGACUUUGGCCUCAGCCCCGUGGGAAGUCCCCGCCUGCCCCCAGGCUGGGGAAGGGGCCACAGGGUGA
Molecule: messenger RNA, 1491 nt
Organism: Lepus europaeus (European hare)
Lineage: Eukaryota; Metazoa; Chordata; Mammalia; Lagomorpha; Leporidae
Gene: CBLC
Product: Cbl proto-oncogene C
Exons: 10
Coding region: 1-1491 (496 amino acids)
Biological process (GO): cell surface receptor signaling pathway; negative regulation of epidermal growth factor-activated receptor activity
Cellular component (GO): membrane raft; plasma membrane
Molecular function (GO): receptor tyrosine kinase binding; ubiquitin protein ligase activity; SH3 domain binding
Source: RefSeq, a predicted model, not a curated record